Eleginops maclovinus (Patagonian blennie) is the source of this 1764-nucleotide messenger RNA. RefSeq names its product uridine phosphorylase 2 (gene upp2). The transcript has 7 exons. Gene Ontology annotation, molecular function: uridine phosphorylase activity. Lineage: Eukaryota; Metazoa; Chordata; Actinopteri; Perciformes; Eleginopidae. Gene Ontology annotation, biological process: nucleotide catabolic process; uridine catabolic process. Gene Ontology annotation, cellular component: cytosol; cytoplasm. The coding region runs from base 194 to 1135 and encodes 313 amino acids. The record is from RefSeq and is a predicted model, not a curated record.
GUUUGUUUGAGGCUGUUGGAUGUUUUUGUGAGUAUAAUGGCAGACUGGUGCUACUCCUCCCACUGGAACCAAUCAGUGGCAGGGCUGAAAGUCGCCGCUAUAUAAAGCUCUGCAGUCAGACAUAACUUGUAUUAAGAACAGGUAAAGUCUUACAGGAGACUUUCGGACACAUUUCAAAGCCUCACCUGCUGUCAUGGCAGCAAUUUUACUGAACUGUAUGGGGAAUGACCACAAUGACUAUAUCCAACCAAUAGUCAAAGUGAAAAAUCCCAACUUGGACACCAUGGAGGAGGAUAUCCUCUACCACUUCAGCUUGGGCACCAAGACUCACAACCUUCCAGAAAUGUUUGGAGACAUUAAGUUUGUGUGUGUUGGAGGCAGUGCAAAUCGAAUGAAGGCUUUUGCCCAGUUUAUCCACAAGGAGCUGGAACUACCUGGAAACCAAGAGGAAAUCAUAGACAUCUGUGAGGGAACUGAUCGUUACUGCAUGUACAAAGUGGGACCUGUGCUUUCUAUAAGUCACGGCAUGGGUGUCCCUUCCAUUUCCAUCAUGCUGCAUGAGCUCAUCAAACUGCUGCACCACGCUCUGUGUCGUGAUGUGGUCUUGUUUCGUCUUGGAACAUCUGGUGGAAUUGGUCUGGCUCCAGGGACAGUGGUUGUCACGGCUAAAGCCGUAGACUACUCCUUCCUCCCCAAGUUCGAGCAGGUGGUUCUUGGCAAAGUCAUCACCAGGAGCACUGAGCUGGACGAGGGAGUGGCCAAUGAGCUCCUGCAGUGCUCCACCGAGCUUCAAAACUUUCCAACAGUGAUUGGAAACACCUUGUGCACCCAUGACUUCUAUGAAGGUCAAGGACGCCUUGACGGAGCGCUCUGCUCCUUCUCUCAUGAGGAAAAACUGGAGUAUCUGAGGAAAGCUUACGAUGCCGGAGUGAGGAAUAUUGAAAUGGAGUCCACAGUAUUUGCUGCAAUGUGCCGCGUCUGUGACCUGAAAGCGGCUGUGGUCUGUGUUGCAUUGCUGAACCGAUUUGACGGAGACCAGAUCACCUCCUCUCAUGAAGUCCUGGUCGAGUACCAGCAGAGACCUCAGGUCCUGGUGUCCCACUUUAUCAAGAAACGCAUGGGACUAAUUGUCUAAAAACCCUAACCCAACACCAGCCUCCCAAAUACAGUGUAUAUAGCUGAUAUGUGUAUAUGUAUAUAUUGAACUUGUUAAUAUGUGUCUUAGACACUUAUAUAUAAUAUAUCUGUAUGAUUUCAAUUAUAAAGCUUAAAUGUGAAGUAUUUUCCUUGUGUAUAGUAUCUAUUGUGUCUUUUAAUAUUUGAUGCUCUGGUAUUUAUGUAUGGUUACAAUAAUUUUCUAAAACAUGUGUUCUAUAUGUUUAUUUUAAAUACUUGACUUGUAAAAAAACAACUUUAAGAGAAAUUGUUAGCCUCCAUUAGAGGUUUGCAUCGGUUUGUCCUCUUGUUGGAUAGGCUUAUAAUACAAUAAGAUGAAUUUAACUUUCCUAAAAUGUAUUUCCAUGAUGAAUGUGCUAUCAGAGGACCAGAGAAACAGAUCAUAUAUAAUUACUCCUGCCACAGAAGCAUGUAAAUGCAAAUGCAAACAUCCUGAGAGUAACAUAAGCGGUCAAUAAAUAUUGAUAAAUGUGCAGAGGUCAUUUUUAUUUGUUAAAGUUACAUGUUUAUCAUCAAUCAGUGAUACUGUAUGAUAUUGUAUUUCCCAUGAGAGGCUGUAGAGUUCAAUAAAUACAAAGGCAACAACAA